ACGUCCAAUUUACGUCGUGUUUUGGUCUGCGUGUAAAUGCGCUGCGGUCCCUUUAAGCGUGACUCCAUUUUCAGUGAAAUUUUUAUCAAAGUUCCUGAAAAACUCAAACGGUCCGAGUUUAUGAAGGCGACGCUUCUGGAUUAGCAUUAACCGAGAAUUACAACAGUUAAAACGACAUUAUCUGCUAGAUUCAUCAUCAUCAUCACAAUCAUCAUCCUUAAUUUUAUUUUUAUCAGCAGCAGGUUUGGAUCGAACCGGAUCAACAUCAACAGACAUGUCGAAUCUGUGUGGCUCUGUGGAUUCCAGGCCUCUGAUGUCCCAGCGCUCUCUGCCCGUCACCCCAGUCUCACACAAACACCUGCCCAUCGACCUGCGCACAUCUAUGGACGGAAAAUACAAGGAGAUCGCUGAGGAGCUGCUGGCCAGGAGCCUGACGGACAGUGACAUGCGCUGCGCUCCGUAUGAGUUUCCUGAAGAAAGCCCCAUCGAGCAACUGGAGGAGAAACGCCACCGUCUGGAGCGGCAGAUCAGUCAAGAUGUCAAGCUUGAGCCCGAGAUUCUGGUGCGAGCCAAACAAGACUUCAUGAAAGUAGAUAGCACAGCCGACCUGGAGUAUCUGAAGGACAGUCAGGAGGAUACAGUCGACUAUCCUUUUAUCGAGCGAGAGACGGUGACGGAGAGAGAGUUUCAGCGGGUGUCCAUCUCAGGAGAAGAAAAGUGUGGGGUUCCGUUCACAGACCUGGUGGACGCCGCCAAGUGUGUGGUGAAGGCUCUGUUCAUCAGAGAGAAGUACAUGAGUCUGUCCCUGCAGAACUUCAGCAGAACCACCGCUCGAUGCCUGCGCGAGCUCAACGAGAGGCCGCUGGACACCAACAUCUACGAGGAGCUACACGAGAGCCCCGUCGACUCCGAUGUGUCCGUUCACCCACCGGUGUCCAAAACACACCCGUACGAGGAGCAGAACCUGCCGUCUGAUCUAGGAUACAGCUGCGCGAUGGUGGACGGAGUUUUCCACGUCUACACCACACAAAACCCUAAGGACAAGAGCACUGAGCUGGACCUGCCGUAUCCGGACCUGCAGGAAUACAUCGCAGACAUGAACGUGAUGAUGGCGCUCAUCAUCAACGGCCCCGUGAAGUCGUUCUGCUAUCGACGGCUCCAGUAUCUGAGCUCCAAAUUUCAGAUGCACGUCCUGCUGAACGAGAUGAAGGAGCUGGCGGCGCAGAAGAAGGUGCCGCACCGAGACUUCUACAACAUCCGCAAGGUGGACACACACAUUCACGCCUCGUCCUGCAUGAACCAGAAGCAUCUGCUGCGCUUCAUCAAACGCGCCAUGAAGAAAUACCCGGACGAGAUCGUGCACAUAGAGAACGGCAGAGGACAGACGCUGAUGGACGUGUUCGAGAACAUGAACCUGACGGCGUACGACCUGAGCGUCGACACACUCGACAUGCACGCGGACAGAAACACCUUCCACCGUUUCGACAAGUUUAACUCCAAAUACAACCCCAUCGGCGAGUCGAUCCUCCGAGAGAUCUUCAUCAAGACCGACAACCACAUACACGGGAAAUACUUCGGACACAUCGUCAAGGAAGUGAUGUCAGACCUGGAGGAGAGUAAAUAUCAGAACGCUGAGCUGCGUCUGUCGGUGUACGGCAGGUCUAUGGACGAGUGGGAUAAACUCGCAAAGUGGGCCGUCACACACUCGGUGUAUUCAGACAACGUGCGCUGGCUCGUGCAGAUCCCACGACUCUUUGAUGUUUACCGCACAAAGAAGCAGCUGAGUAACUUUCAGCAGAUGCUGGAGAACAUCUUCCUGCCGCUGUUUGAGGUCACCAUCAAUCCCAGCAGCCACCCGCAGCUACACCUCUUUUUGCAGCACGUGGUGGGUUUCGACAGCGUUGACGAUGAGUCCAAACCGGAGCAUCACAUCUUCAACCUGGACAGUCCGUCUCCGGCGCGCUGGUGUGACGACGAUAACCCGCCGUACUCGUACUAUCUCUACUACAUGUAUGCUAACAUGACCGUCCUCAACCACCUGCGCAGGAGGCGGGGCUUCCAUACCUUCGUUCUGCGACCUCACUGCGGGGAGGCGGGGCCUAUUCAUCACCUCGUGUCUGGAUUCAUGCUGUCAGAAAACAUCUCACACGGACUGCUGCUCAGGAAGGCUCCGGUGCUGCAGUAUCUGUACUAUCUGGCUCAGGUGGGAAUCGCCAUGUCUCCUCUCAGCAACAACAGUCUGUUCCUGAGUUAUCAUCGUAACCCGCUGCCCGAAUAUCUAUCCCGCGGCCUGAUGGUGUCGCUGUCCACCGAUGACCCGCUGCAGUUCCACUUCACUAAGGAGCCGCUGAUGGAGGAGUACAGUAUCGCCACUCAGGUCUGGAAGCUGAGCUCCUGUGACAUGUGUGAACUGGCCAGAAACAGUGUGUUAAUGAGCGGAUUCUCACACAAGUCUAAGAGUCAUUGGCUGGGUCCUGAUUACACCAAAGAAGGGCCGAUCAGUAACGACAUCCGACGCACAAACGUCCCGGACAUCCGCGUGGCGUAUCGAUACGAGACCAUGUGUGAAGAGCUGCACCUCAUCAUACAGGCCGUCCGGACGCAAGAACUGGACAGCAUCGAGGAGGAGACGCUGUGCUUCACAUCCGCCCAAUCAAUACGCUAGAGACGAACAGUGACUCCGCCUUUACAUUAGAGAUGAGCCUUAGCCCCGCCCACAUGCUUUCCUGUCCUAUCAGCACAAUCUAGAAGAGCCAUGACCCCGCCCAAAUGCUUAACUUGUUUAGUCAGCAUUCUGCAGAUUAGCAUGACCACACCCACAUGCUUACCAGUCUUAUUAGUACACUGCAGAUGAGCAAUGACUCCACCCACACACCAGAGACAAGCCUUGACCCCGCCUAUAUGUUAGCUUGUCCAAUCAGCAUAGUGCAGAUGAGCAAUGACCCCGCCCACCUUACACAAAAACUCAACUCUUGCUGGACACUCAAGUUUCAACCCCGCCCACAUGCUUCCCCAUCCAAUUGAUGCACUGCAAAUUAACUAUGACUCCACCCAUACACUAAUCACAACUAGACCCACCCAAGUUUACCUGUCUACUUAGCACACUGCAAAUGAGCAAUGACUCCGCCCAUGCAGAUAGCCAUGACCCUACCCACAUGCUACAGAAAAACUCAACUCCACCCACAUACUCACUUGCCCAAUCAGCAAGCUGUGAAUAAGCCAUAACCCAUCCCACCUGCUAGACAAGUUUCAACCCCGCCCACAUGCUAUUCCUUCCAAUCAGCUCACUGGAAAUGAGCUAUGGCUCAAUCCAUACACUAGUGAAUACUAGACUCCACCCACAUCCUACACUAUCCAAUCAGCACACUGCAAUUGAGCCGACUCCACACAGACUAGAGAUGAACAUUGACUCCGCCCACAUCCUCAUAUAUCCAAUCAGCACACUGCAAUUAAGCUAUGACUCCACCCACACACUAAAGAGAAGCCUUGACACUGCACACAUGCUCCCCUUUCAAAUCAGCACACUGCAAUUGAGCUCUGACUCCACCCACAGACUGAAGAAAAGCCUCAACCCCGCCCACAUGCUCCUAUAUCCAAUCAGCGAACUAGAAAAGAGCUAAGACUCCACCCAUACACUAGUCAAGACAAGACCCCACCCACAUGCUCCACUAUCUAAUUAGCACACUACAAUUGAGCUCCACACUGACUCCACCCACAUCCUCGCAUGUCCAAUCAGCACACGAGCUAUGACUCCACCCACACACCAAAGACAAGCCUCAACCCCCUCCACAUGCUUCCCUAUCCAGUCAGCACACUACAGGUUAACCAUGACCCAGCCCACACACUAUAAUCGAGUUUUGACUCCACCCACAUGCUCACACAUCCAAUUAGUGUGCUGUUAUUGAGACAAGACCCCACCCAAACAGUUAAGACGAACCACAGCCUACCCACAAACUCUUCCGUCCAAUCAGCAUGCAAGAAAUGAGCCUUGACCCCGUCCACACAAUCCUGGUCAACAUUGCUAGUUUGAAUCGGUGACUCCGCCCACUGGCUCAUCGGAAUAUAAGACUCCACCUACAUUCUCAUUUGAAGUUAUGACUCCGCCCACUAGCUCAUUGGAAGAGCUCUCCCACAUUCUCAUUUGAAACUUUGUUUCCGCCCACUGGCUCAUCCAAAAUAAUGACUCUGCCCACAUUCUAAUGUAAUGCCGUGGCCCCGCCCACACAUUUAUCCGUCCAAUCAGCACCUUCUAGAAGGACCAAAGCCAGAUUCAUCUCAUGUCGCUGCAUGUUUAGAGAUGUUUUAGCUAUGCAUCAGUAUUAUACUACAAGUGUGCGCGCAAAUAACGUUAUACCUCCGCGAGACCUCACACCCCUCACGUGCCUUUUAGAGACUUAUUUUGAAGGUUUACUUUGAGGCGUAAAAAAUAAAAAUAAAAAAAAACAAAUGACACCCUGAAUCUAAAUAAAUAUAAAUUGUAUAGUUUAAAAUAGUAUAUAAGUUUCAAAUAAAAUAUAAAUAAAGAGCAUAAUUAUAUCAGUUACUAUACAUAAUGUUAAAAACAAUAUACACGUCAGUAUAAAAAAUGUUGCACAUGGUUAUAUUAAUAUCAAUAAAUUACGAAGUUUAGCUCUGUGAUGGCACAUUUUUAAGCUAGUUUUAUUUUUCGUUUUAAUUUCUACGUUUUCGUUCGUUAUUACAGCUCACUGUGAACACGUCUAUUAGUUUCUCGUUCAAUUAUUUACUCAAUUUUCUCUUAUUUCGAAGGAUUUGCGUUCUCUGAUGUAUCUGAAAAGCAUUUCUUUAAUGUCCUCCAGUCCUGCGGGAGGCGCUGUUGAGCCUGAUCCUGUUAAAACUCCCAUUUUUGCAGUCUACACAUCUACAUAUCAUUAAUUUACGCACAUUAGAUAAAUUUUAUUGUUUAUUAUUAGUUCGCAUUUCAGAGCCAGCAUGUGUUCGCUAGUUUUAGCGGAACGUUAAACUGACUGUUAAUCUUCGCACAAUAUUAUGAUCACAAAGACUAAAGAAUCACAGCAGACGUGAGCUCGGAAUAGCAUGAUUUAUAGAAAUUAGCACAUUAACCAAGAGCAAAGCAUGACGUACAACACGCUAGCAAGCCAAUGCUCGCAAAUAACAGUACGAAUCUAUUUUUGGCGAGAAUGACGAAUGAGUCUGUCCAGACGAGUGUUGAUUUCAAUAAAGCAUGCGUGUUCAA
Danio rerio (zebrafish) is the source of this 5215-nucleotide messenger RNA. NCBI's taxonomy places the organism in Eukaryota, Metazoa, Chordata, Actinopteri, Cypriniformes, Danionidae. The record is from RefSeq and is a predicted model, not a curated record.